AACGAAAUCAUGCAAGAACCAUCGGAAAAAGAUAAAAAUACAUCAAUCUUUGAGAAAUUUCUCGGUUCUUCUUCGGUCAUUGGCCUUUCUCAGAUUACUAAAUCACGAAGUAUCGUUCGAAAAUUACUGUGGUUAGCAGUUUUGGUGACCGGAUUGACGUUUUGUGCCAUAGAAUCUCAUAAGUUUAUGCGAGAAUUUUAUAAGUAUCCCGUCGUUGUUAAUCUAGAGAUAGAGAAUAAGGGUGCACUGGAAUUUCCAGCUGUCACUGUUUGCAAUCUGAAUAGCGUGAGAAAAAGUGAAUAUCAAAAAAGAUUUGUAAAAACUAUUACGAUUGAGAGUGCAUUUGAUAGUCCUUUUCUGCCUUCUGCUGCAAGAGGUUUCUUUAUUCCAUUUAGAAAAUUUACAUCUCAGUGUGACGCAGUUGAGCAAAAGUCCAGAAAUGAAAAUAACCAAAAUGAUUUCUAUAAUACGUACUUUUCAUUGAACAAAACGGUCAGAGGAUCCCUUGGACAUCAAAAAGAAAACUUCAUUAUGUCUUCGUCUUUUAACGUCAAACAGAUUUCUUUAUUUGAUAACUUCCAAAUGGUUGUCAAACCAAGACAUGGGCCGUGUUAUACAUUUAAUGGUAGAAACACGACUAGUCAAAAUAUGAAUGUUUCUUCUGUUCGCGUGUCUCGAAAUAUCGGCACUCUGAGCGGUUUAACUCUAGUGUUAAAUUUAGAACUAGAAGAAUAUUUUGACAAAACGAAAUCUGUUGGAGCCAGGAUUGUUAUUCAUUCUCCAGACGAAUUUCCGGAUACAGAAGGUGAAGGAAUUAACAUUCUACCUGGAGUCGAAACCUCCAUUGCUAUUAAUAAGCAAACAACAAAGAGACUGCCUUUCCCGUAUAAAGAUAGAUGCAAAGAUUAUAAGAAACAAACCAUCAGAAAUGUAUCAAUUUUAAACGAAAAGGAUUGCAUAAUUCAUUGUCUGCAAGAUCUCAAUAUUCAGAGAUGUAAUUGUACCGAUCCAACUCUCAUUUUCAAAAAGAAAAGACAGAAAUGCGAUUUAGAAAAUAACGAAGAAGUGUGUUGCCUUGAUAAAGUAUUUGAAGAAAUGUCUUCUCUAAAUUUUGAGACUUGUGAUUGUCGUGUUUCCUGUUCAAUAACAAAUUACGAAAUGACAACAUCUAUGUCUCUUUGGCCUUCUCCCGAAGAAUUUCAGUACAAUUAUCAAUAUUAUGGAUUUAACUAUUCUUCAUUCCGGAAUACGUAUGCUAAAUUGAAUGUAUAUUAUGCCACUUUAGAAGAAACUAUUUAUGCCCAAAGACCAGUUUACCAGAAUAACGAAUGGUACAGUCAUUUGGGAGGACAGCUUGGCCUGUGGUUAGGAAUCUCCCUUCCAGCAAUUUUCGAUUGUAUUGAAACUAUAGUGUUAUUAAUUCAUCAUGCCAUUAUAAAAUAUAUAACCAAGAAUUAAGAAAGAAUUAGUAGCUACCGAAGUAGCCAGUUGGCUUUCCAAAAAUAAAGAAAUUAAGAACGAAUUACUAGACACAGCGUUAUUGGAAUAUCUUCAAUGCCACCCGGAUUUAGUUGAACAACAUAUUAAAGGAAACAUUAAAAAAUAUAAGAAAUUUCUGAACAACAGGGAUGAAUCUACAUUACGAUCUUCGCCACUGGAUAAUACGAGUGUUUCAUUAAAAACUAAUCUGUUGACUUUGAUCAAACAACAGGACCUCCAAUCAGCUCUUCUAAAUGUGUCUUAUAUACUUAAUGCAGCUGUAAAUGCGGACAGUGUAAAAGUUUCAUUAAUAGAUAAAAGUAUCUUUAAUCCAAACACAGAAUACGAAAUAUUUCGAGGAAGAAGAACGAUUAGGUUUUAUUUAGUGUCAAGUCAAUAUCGUAACUAUGAAUAGGUUAAAUAAAAGUCUGCCAUUUUCAACCAUAGAGCAAGAAAUUGCUACAUUUUUAAUAAAUAGUGUUAAUUCGUGUUUAAAUUUGUAUAGAAGAAAUAAAGAACAAAUCAACAAUGAAAACAUAAAACAAAUGACAGCUUUGCUGAGUGAUAAAGAAUUGACUCGUAGUAUUAUUAUAAAGAUUUUGAAACAGAUUCGAGAGAUGAUAUCAGCCAAUCAAGCCAAUUUAUACGUGGCAAACGAUAAAAGAAACGAAUUUAUU
This is a messenger RNA of Centruroides sculpturatus (bark scorpion), 2156 nucleotides long. RefSeq names its product amiloride-sensitive sodium channel subunit alpha-like. The record is from RefSeq and is a predicted model, not a curated record. Gene Ontology annotation, molecular function: ligand-gated sodium channel activity. The transcript is spliced from 12 exons. Gene Ontology annotation, biological process: sodium ion transmembrane transport. The coding region runs from base 10 to 1458 and encodes 482 amino acids. NCBI's taxonomy places the organism in Eukaryota, Metazoa, Arthropoda, Arachnida, Scorpiones, Buthidae. Gene Ontology annotation, cellular component: membrane.